CCGACCGUAAACAGAAAGCGGAAACAAUAGAGAACCACAUACACACACCCUUGUCUUGGCGAUCUACUCAGGGAAAUAAAAUACCUUUACCUUUUAAGCAAUACUAUUAAAUAGACAUCUAAAGAAAAUACGAAGUCGACGAGUACUUGGGGGCAUUUGACUAAGUCGGUCGCCAUGGCACUGAAAAGAAUACAGAAGGAGCUUCAUGACCUGCAGAGGGAUCCGCCAGCACAGUGCUCUGCUGGACCCGUGGGAGAAGACUUGUUCCAUUGGCAAGCAACAAUAAUGGGGCCAGGUGAUAGUCCAUACCAAAGUGGUGUCUUCUUUCUCACAAUCCACUUCCCCACCGACUAUCCCUUCAAGCCACCAAAGGUAGCAUUCACAACAAAGAUCUAUCAUCCAAACAUCAACAGUAACGGGAGCAUCUGCUUGGACAUCUUGCGAUCCCAGUGGUCUCCAGCAUUAACUGUAUCAAAAGUGCUGUUGUCCAUAUGUUCGUUGCUUUGUGACCCGAACCCGGACGACCCCUUAGUUCCAGACAUAGCACAGAUCUACAAACUAGACAAAGAGAAAUACAACAGACUAGCAAGAGAUUGGACUCAGAAGUAUGCAAUGUAAAGGCCCUCCUGAAGAUUUUUUUUUUAAAGUCACAAAACACUGUACAUUCUGGUAAUAGAAAGUAAACUUAGGUGAUAUGGAA
Oncorhynchus gorbuscha (pink salmon) is the source of this 700-nucleotide messenger RNA. RefSeq names its product ubiquitin-conjugating enzyme E2 D4-like. Gene Ontology annotation, biological process: ubiquitin-dependent protein catabolic process; protein polyubiquitination. The transcript has 7 exons. NCBI's taxonomy places the organism in Eukaryota, Metazoa, Chordata, Actinopteri, Salmoniformes, Salmonidae. Gene Ontology annotation, molecular function: ubiquitin conjugating enzyme activity. Bases 175 to 618 code for a protein of 147 amino acids. Gene Ontology annotation, cellular component: nucleus. The record is from RefSeq and is a predicted model, not a curated record.